This is a messenger RNA of Chironomus riparius, 18166 nucleotides long. The record is from the annotation of a GenBank genome assembly. NCBI's taxonomy places the organism in Eukaryota, Metazoa, Arthropoda, Insecta, Diptera, Chironomidae.
AAAAUAUUAAUAGCAAAUUGAGGAAAAAAUUAUAAAAUGUAAGCAUCAACCAGCAAAACAUUCAAAAAUUUUAAAAAUAUUUGCGAUAAAAUCCAAAAAUAUUUUUAAAAAAAUGUAGAAAAAAAAUAUCCAAAAUUUACUCACAAACACAAAUAAAAGAAAUGAGAGCAAUAACUAAUAAUUUUACAGUGUCGGCAACCAAUACAUUCAAAUUAACAUCAUUUGCACAUUUUUACGCUCUCAGUUUACUCGAAUUUGUCAAAUAAGAAGGAAGCAAAAUCAUUUUAAGUCUUUAAAAACUUUUUAUUUAAAAAUCUUUGAAUUCAUUUUUUGUUACUCGUGUGUAAAGUUUAAUGAAGAAAGUCGAAAACUUUGAAGAUUAUUAAUGCAAGUAUCUGAAUGUGAACUUUUCGGUGCAAAGAACAAAAAUAAAAAUAUAGAAAAUUAAAAAGUAUAAAAAAAUGUUGAAGAAUGAAGUAAAGUCAAGGAAGUUUUGUGACACUGAUGACUAUAUAACAAUGGAAUAUUUAUUAAAACGCGAAGGCUCUCGAUUAAAUGAUAGUCAUAUUCCUAUCAUUAGGAGACUGAUAACAAUUGGUCGUUCACCAAACUGCACAAUCACAUUGAAAAGCAUAAGAGUGUCGCGAAUGCAGUGUGAAAUUAUUUAUAGAGAUGAAAAUAUUUUUUUGAGGGAUACACAGUCGUCAAAUGGAACCUUUGUGAAUAAUGAAAAAUUAACAAAUGAAAUGAGAAAAUUGGAAAUUGGAGAUUUUAUUGGUUUCGGUGUAAAUCCAUAUCCAAAGCGUAUCUAUGACUCCAAUCAAUUUGUGUUUUCACUACAAAGAUACCAAAGUGAACAAAGUGUUGAAAUUGCUGAUGAUGACAAUGCCGAUGGGAAGCUGUCAGUUGAAAAUAUUGACCAUACUUACAAUCUAGAUCCAGUCGACAAUUUGACUUUAAAAACUACAAAUUCUGAUGACUUUAUGAUGCAAUAUGAGUUUGGCUUUUUUGACGAUGAUGCUAAACCACAAUCUAGAAAAAUGCUUAUAAAUUGUGAUUAUAAGUACGAAAAACCGACUCGAGAUUCACUUUUAAACUUAUUUAGCGAAAGUGAUAACACAAAUUAUCAUGAAGCUUUAAGGUUACGUGAUUACACGUCACAAUACGAGAAUAAAGGCUUAUCAGUGGAGAGCUGUGAGACUGUGGGAAUCACUUCAUGUGAUAUUACAGAAGAGACUGAAAAUUCUGCAAAAAGAGACGAGAUUUUAUUUAUUAUUGAAGAUUUUAAAGACUUAAAAGCAAAUUCAAGAAGUUUGAGUGAAAAUUUGAAUGCUGUUUCCGAAAAUCCUUUAAAUUAUUUAAAAGCACGUUCCUUCAGCACUUCAGCGCCAAAAGCUGAAUCAGCAUUAAAAAAAGGAUACAGCUCAUCACCAAAAACAAACAAAACGACAAUAACGCUUCGUGAACUGCUUGAAAGACCUGCAAAACUAGAAGAAACCAAAAUGCAAUCUUUACAAAACUCUGCAAAUCAAGGUUUAAAUGCAAAAUCUAGUAAUUCCGUAUCAACUCUCCUUACCAAAAAUUCAACAAACUUACGAAACAAAAGACCUGAAACAAUAACAUCUCAAUCUUGUGCUGAUAUUCCUUAUAAUUUAGUGGACAUCGCGUCAACUCCUAUAGAUGUUUAUGGAACUUUUGAGUCUGUUAUUAAAAAUAACAGCAUUGCUCUUAAUUAUUAUGAUAAUUUGACUGAUAAUGAUGAUGAAAGUGAAAAAAUUAGCAAAAUAAUUACUGAAAAUAGGAAUAUUGUUGAAAAACUUAAUUCAGCUAAUAAAAGUAGUUUUGAUAUUAAGGCAUAUGAAGCUAAUCAACUUCAGGUUAUUAAUGUAGAAUCAAAAGAGCAGAGCAAAACAGCUUGUAUCAAAAAAUCAACGAAAAACGAACAAAUAAGUCAAUUAUUGACAUUAGAAUCUAAAAAUAGGAAACUAAGUAAAGUUUUGGAUCCAAAAAAUCAAGCAACUGAAAGUUUAAAUAAGGCAAAGUUGAAUAAAACUAUCAAAUUCAAUAAAAGUAAAACAAGGACCCAUAAAGCUAUACAAAGUGUCAUGGAAUUGGCUGAGAGAAUCAAAUCAAAUAAGCAUCGUAAGACUCAAGCAGAUAUGAGAAAUUUAAUAAGUUCAGAACAAAAGCUUUCCUCAAUCUACAAACCAGCUGAAUUAUCAACAGAACUUUCACCUGAUGUUAAGCAUAAACGUCUUAAUUCUGAAUCAGAAACAAGAAAUAAAAAGCUGUCAAGCACAGAAAUGCUUCAGAAUUUACUUUUAAAAUCAUCUACAGUGGAUGCUUCAAAUCAAGAAAGUUCAAGUCAUGUUCAGUCUAGAGAAGAUAUCAGAAAUUCAUCUCUGCUAGCAGGUCAAUCAACACGCCAUGAUAAAGGCUCUAAAGCUGUUAAAAAUGAACAAACAAUGCAACAGAAACCAGUUGUAAAACAGCAAAGCUUUACUUAUUCACAAAUUCAACAUAAUUCACUUCCAACACACCAAGUAAAUCCAAAUAAAUCAUCAUAUCAGCAGCCACAUCUCCAAAAUUUAUCACAAGUCCAAAAAAUUGGCCCUACCAGCUCUCAAAAUGUAAGCAUGACAUCAACUUCAAAGAAAAAUGAUCAUGUUAUUCAACCAAAAACUUUAAAACAUGUUAAGCACACCAGCAAGCCAUUUCGAGUUCGUCGAACAGAUGCUGAAAUUGAUAGAGAUUUGGAAUUGUAUAGCAAAAAGUUAGCAAAUUCUUCAAAUCAACUCAAUAGUAAAAGUGCGUCCCACAAAGUUGAGAAACUGGUUCCAAAAAAUGAGGUGAUAAGCAUAAAAAAGUUAGGAACAAUCGCUGAUGACUCAGUUAUCUUAAACGUGAAUAAAACUCAAAAUAUUGACAAAGCUACUCAACCACGUUCAGCACCACAUUCGAGUUCUCAAAAAGCUCCUGAAAUAGCCUCAAAUCCUGAUCAAAAGUCAAGAAAAGAUUCACAAUCUUCAAGUGAGCAAAACACAAUUAAAAAGAGCAAAUUGUCACCAUCAGAUAUUGUUGGAAUUAAAGAAAUUUGCUUAAAGGCAGUUGAAGAAAUUAAGAAAAAGGAUCAGGAAGUGGCACAAGAAUUUGAACGAGAAAUAACAAAAGUGUUAAAGAUUGUGUCUUUGUCUGAUGAAGAUGAGAUUCUUGAUGAAAAAUCUGGUGUGUUUGUGAAAAAGGAAUGUGUUAAAAAAUCAGUGGAACCUCAAAACUUAGUGGGAAAUAUUGACAAAUUGAGCGAAAGUCUAGCUGAGAAUAAAGAGCUUUACUCAAUUCACUCAAACUUGAAAGAUCAAAAUGUACAAGGUGUGGAAGUUCAAAAUGAUGCGGAAACAAUUAUACCUAUAACAACAGCAGCACGAUCAGAAAUUACUUUCAAUCCGAUAGUUUCGAGUCUAAAUAUUCAAUCAGGCCCAUCAUUUGAUACAAAUGGACACAAAGGAGCAAGUAAUAUCCCAAAAACUUUAACAAUUACUGAAAAUUCAAUCACAAUGGCACCAACAUUAAUAACAACAGUUCCAGUUUUCCUGGGUACCACAAAUAUUCCUCAAAAUAAUUCAUACGGCACAACAUCGUCUUUUACUCCAGUUUUUCCAGCUCCUGUUCCUUUUCGUCCAGUCAAUCAAACUUCAAUUUCGAUUACUCACCCAAAUAUAAAUCCAGUGAUUCAGCAUGGAUAUUCUCCUACUGAUGUGAUUUAUAAUCAAAGAUCAAUCACAAAUUUUUCUGCAACUCCUGAAAACUAUUCUCAAAACUCAACAAGUUGUGCUCAAAGUUUAGUAAAUCUUGCUCGUCAAACAGAAUAUUAUGCUCAAAAGUCAAUAAACUAUUCUCAAGUUCCUGUAAAUUUUACAUACACUCAACCAAGCAAUUCAAGUUUUAAUGCUGCAAAUACGAGCCUACUUUUAACAAAACCUUCAUCAGUUAUAAGUCAUAAUCCACAAACCUCAAACUUUUAUUCUCAAAAUUUAAAUCAAGUUCAUCUAAAUCCAUUCAAUUAUGUUCGAGUUGUACCAGCACCUCCAACAGUUUACUUAGCCAAUCAAGUUCCACCUUCAGACCAAGAAAUUCAGCCUAAUUCAAAUAAAAAAUCUUAUAUUGAGGAUCAUAGCCAUGAUUCAACAGAAGAAGUGACAAUUUUGAAUCUCGAACCAGCAAGGCGAACAUUAAGCAUUUCAAACUUACUAGAAGCCUCAAAAAUGAUUGCAAUGAAUAAUAAUGAUGACUCAGACGAUUUAUAUUCAACGAGUAUGAAUGACUUAUUUUUUCCACAAAAUGUUGAUGACGAUAGCCCUCAAAAUACUCAGUUUUCAUCAUUAUGUUUACAAAGUAAUUUAUUGACUGAAAAGUCUCAAGAAUGUUCUGUAAAUGAUUCAAAAACUGGGCAAGAUAUUAAAAAUAAAUUAGGGCAUUCUGAAAGUUUCAAAAAUGACUCAACUAUAGCUAUUGAAACCAAUCCGGGGAUAGAAAUCAGCAAAAAAGACGAAAUAAAUGACCUUAUUAAUGGUUCAAUUGACACUACAAAUUGCAAUAGUGCUGCUUUAGAUGAUGAUAUUGAUGAUGAAGAUGAGCUUCAAGAUGAGGCAACAGAAACCGCAGAUCGACCCGAAAUCAGAAAACCAUUUUUAACUGAUGAUGAUAAUAUGAAAUUUACAACAACAGACCAAUUGUUUGAUAAUAUCCAAAAUUCACAAAAAACCCAAAAUAACAACAAAAUUACACUAAAGCAAAAGAAUGACAAGCCAUCGAAUGAAAUUAAUGCUGACGAAAAUCUACAUGUACAUGAUGUUGAGCCCAUCGUGGAAGUUGAUGAAGAUGUUCAAUCAUUUGACGAUUCUGAAAGUGUGUUAAACAAAACAAACAAAAAAGAUAGUGGAAAUGAAGCACUUGUUGAAGAAAAUGAAAAUACAACAAAUAUUGAGCAAAAAUCAUUUCCACAAGCAUUGGAUUCACUUACAUCGCAAAUAUCAGCUUCUUCUUUAAAUUUACAAAAUAUUCACAACAAUAAAAGUCAAAUAUCUGCAGCUGAGUCUGUCGCAGAAACAGAUUUGGAUUGGCUUGAAGUUUCCAGCUUUGGGUCUAUUAAUGACCAAGAAGAGUCUUCAAAGAAUUGUCACAAUACUUUCAAAAGUCCAGAGCCAUGGACUCAAAAAAGUUCGCCAGAAUCUUCAAGACUAUCAAGAAACAAAGCUACAAAAUCAAAUGUAAAUUCCAGUAGUUUUCAGUUGUUAAUUUUAAAUUCAACAGUUCGACGAUCUAAAAGAAAACGGAAGCCUUCGAAAAAGAUGAUGGAAAGACUGACUGAAAAUGAAAAUAAAUCGGUUGAAUCAAUAAAUAAGUUGGAUGAUAAAAAGGACAACAACUCAAAAUCUGAAGCAGCAGCAGCAAUAAAUCUUAAAGCUAAAACUAAUGAACAAAUUGAAGAAACAGUUAAACCUUACAAAUCAGCUCAAAAAUCUUCAAAAUCAACUAAACAAGGAAAGACAAAAAUGACUCAAAAGUUAGCGGUUCAUUUAAAAAGGACUGAACAAAAUCCAAAAUCUUCACAAAAAAACAUAAAAUCAUCCAUAAUGCAAGAAAAAUCAGUAAAAACUUUUGAAUCUCCAAGAAGGUCAUUGAGAAACCACUUAAAUGUGGAAGAUAAAACAGCAUCAAAGGCAAAUCAAUUUCAAACAACUUUGAUUCAUUCAAAACUAAAUGAAUCUUUUGAAGCUAGAACUUCUGAAAUUUCUAAAGCUGAUUCUAAAAACUCCAUAAAAACGAUUGCUACAGACAACAAAGAACACCGACUGAGAAGUGCUGGGAAAAUAAGUGAAGAUUCUUUAAUUUCUGUGGUCGGUAAAACAAAUAAAAAUGAUGAAUUUGAAAAAAGUCCAGAAAGUUGUGUGCCUCAAUCAAAUCUUCUCAAUUCGUUGCUUUUAAAUUCUCUUGAUAUAUUGUCUAAUGAACUUUUAGAAAAUCGUAAAAAAAUUAACACUGUAAAAGAGUUUUUAAUUACCAGCAGUAACAACAUGGAAGAUCAGAGCCAUCAAAAAUCGACAAAAAUUCUUCAAAAUUCUGCACAUUUAAAACCAAAUAUUUUACAAAAUAAAGUCAAAAAUCUUUUAAACUCCAGAAGUUCAAGAGACUUACAAAGUUGCAUUAAAACUAGAAGUUCUGAGCGUCUGACAACCCCAAGAACCAGAAGUUUUGAACCUAUUUCCACAAAUAUUUCCAAGAUUUUGCACAAAAGACAACAAUCUGAAAGUUCAGCACAAAGCGAACCUGUAAAACCUACAGCAAUUGACAAGUUAAAGAAGAACAGCAAAAUAUGCGCAGAACAAUCACCGAAAGUAAACAACCCAGCUUCAAUUGAAGAUCAAACUCAAGCAACACUUUACAAAACUUCAAAAAUUGAUGAAAAAUUCAACGAUCAAAAUGUGGUAAAAAUACCUUUAAACGAUACAGCACAGCCAACAACAGAUGAAUACAAACUUAGCAAAAGAGUUUUAAGAAGUCGUUCAAAAAGUGUCGAUACUUUAAAAGAUUCUUUGGCAGUAAUAAAGAUCACAAAAUCUCGAGUUUCUACUUCAAAUACAUCUGACAUCGAUCAUGAAGAACCAGCUAAUGGUAACGAUGACAAACUACUAAAUAUAAAAGAAAACAGUGCAAAGAAUGCAAUAGCUAAAUUUACGUCCAAGCAAUUAAAGCCAGCUAAUCAAGACAAAUUGUCAAAAGUAAAUUUUCCAAAGAAAAAUAAAGAAAUUCUCGUCACUGAUGAGCCAGUCAGAAAUUUAAGAAAUCGUUAUGUUCCUAUUAAUUCAUCUCAUUAUGCAGAAUCAAAUAAAAAUUCUGAACCAGCACCAUCAUUGCCUAAGUUUUCAAGUAGCAACAAUCAAGGAGAAUCAGCUAGUCGAUCUAAAAGUGUCGAUCCACCAAGUCAAAGUUCGAGCAAUGAUCUAAAUAUUACUUUUACAUCAAUUACUGCAGCUUCAACACCUUUGAAAGACAAAGAUGAAGAGAAGAGUGUUAGGUCUUUAAGGAGCCGACUUGUGUUUCAGGUUGAAGCUACAAAUCUUUUGAACCCGGAAACAGAAAAAUUAACAAAAACAAAACAAAUUAAAAUAGAUUUGCCAAGUGAAACAAAAGUAAAAGAUGGUCAGAAUCACAGCACAACUCAAGACUCUAAAGCUCAGUGUCUAGAAAUAAACAUUCCAAAACAAUCUAAUUUGGAAUCAUCAAAUCAGUUGAAGACGUCCUUUGUUGAAGAUUCAAAAUUAUCAAGUUCAACCUUUAUUAAUUUCUCAGCAUCUCCGGUACAACCAUCAAAACCAAGCUUUAGUUCAGUAUUUUUGCCUCGAUCUGUUAAAACCUACACAAAAGCUGAAAAUUUACCAUCAAAUCAAGUUUCAGAGGAAUCAAUUGUUCGAAGGCUUCGAGAACGUCCGAAAACAUCUCAAAGUCCCAAUAAAAGCUUAACGGAGCAAGAACAUUCAAAUAUUAAAGAAUCUACUAAAAUUCUGAAGAAAAAGGACCUAGACAAUGCUCAACAAGCUUUAAAUGAUUUCGGCGAACAUUCCAAUGAAGCAAAAAAGCAACGACUAGAAAAUGCAAUAAUAAACAAACUUUUGACAAUAAAUCUGACAAGUUUAAGAAGUCGCAAGAAGAGCACUGAUUUAUCUAAAUCUUCAGAACCAAUCAAAGCACAAAAACUUGAAGAACCUUUAACACAUCAGCCAUCAAAACAUAAUUCAUUGAUUAAAAGAAGUCUAACAGGUGAUAAUUUAGAUUUACUUAAGAAAUUAUCAAUCAGAUCCAGAAAACAUGAAAGUAUCAACAUCAAUAAACCAACUCAACCUGUUAAAUCAAUAAGAGAGCAACUUUUGGAAAGUCAAAGAAGAUCACGAAGUGCUGAAAGUUCAAAGGAAAUUCAUUGUAAAGUGUCAAGUGAGAAUGAAACCUCAAAAGACAAAGAAGCUUUUAAAUCACAUGAAUAUUCAAGUGAUUGUAAUCAGCCUUCUCUUAAUAAACCUGAAUUAACUUUACAACCUUUAGUGACAAAUGAGACUAAAAAUAAUGAAGGUACAGUUGAAACUACCAUUCACACUAGUGAACCUGAAAUUACUGAUCAACAGAAUAUCGAAGAGUUUGAAAAUAACGACAAUCAGGCAAUUGAGAAAACUUUGGAAAUAAAGGUUCCAGAUCACAAAAUCAAAUCAAGAUCUAUAAAUAUCCCUUCUAUAAGUAUGAGUAGACAUCAAACUCGAUUAAUCACCAAUAUUAUUGAAUAUGAAACUCAAAAUGAAUUAGACAACAAAAUCAAUUCUUCCACAUCUGAACAUUUUAAAGGUUUUAAACCGUAUGAACCUGAAAGUUCUGUUUUGUCUGAUAAAACAAUUUCAAAGACAGUUUUAAAACAGACAUUAGAUUUGAAUAUCGUCAGUGAACCUUUAGUAGAAAAUUCAAAUAACCAAGAAGUUACAUUUAAUCGAGAAUCUACUUCAGAUCCUAUAGAAUCUACUCAACUACUCAAAGCUAGCGAUGAAAUCAAAGAAUGUUUUGUUAAUCUCCAAAGAUUAACAUCGCAUGAUAUUACUAAAUUUACUAAAAGAUCAAGAAGCCUGAGCAUUUCAACUAGAAGUAAUCAUUCGAGUAUGAGCUCGCCUGAACGUCCUUUGAGCCUUAAAUCAAGCUUUUCAUCAGAACAAAUAAUCAGAAAAAGAAUGAAUGAAUUAAUAUCUUCAUCUUCGAGGCGAUCUAGCUCCGAUAGUAACUCAGAUAUUGUUCCAUUAAUAAAUUUAAUUCAUCGACCAAAUUUGAGGUCAGAAAGCUAUGAAAACUCUAAAAUUUUAUAUCCAAAUGAAAAUUUCAAAGAAUCACCUCUGUCGUCAUCAGUAAGGACAUUAUUGAGGCACAUUUCCGAUGAAAAGACAAGUAACGAUGAAAUAACGCCAAACUUAACCAGAAAAAAUAUUUUUGGUACGCACAAAAAAUCAAUGGAUGUUGAUCAACGAAUUUACGAAUCCAGUGAUGAUGACUAUUCAUUGCAAAAAUAUGCUAAUAAAUUCACGGACGGAGAAUCUAUAUCAAAUGAAGUUGUUCAUCGUCCAACAAGAAGUAGAUUUACAAGGACUAAAACAAUUAGUGAAACAGAAGUGAAUUCCACUUCUGUGAACAUAAAUACUCAAAUUGAAAUAAAAUCACCAAAACAAAAUGAUACAGGAAUAAUUGAAAAUUUAUUGGACAUUGAUCCAAAAACAACAGAUAAUGGCAAAGUCAAUAAAACUGUGUCAUUAGAUUGCAAUCAAACUAUAACAUCAACAAAUUACGAUUUUAUAAUUGAAUCACAAAAUAAUUGUGAGUUAAAUAAAAGCUCAGAAAUUAAUAAAGCUUCAGAAGAACCAAAAUCAAUAAACUUCACAUCUGAUGUACAAAAAACUUCAAAUAAUAUUGAUAAAGCAAAUGAAAAACGAGAUGAAGUGUUGGCUGAAUCUGAAGGCUUGGUGGUAAUGCUAGAUAAUGAAACCUUAAUCGAGUCAUAUAAGACCCAGACAUGUCAUGAAGAACAAUUACCACAAGAUGGCAAAAACUUGCCCGAAUCAACUCAAGUGCACGAUUCUAUAGAUAUUGUGAUCACAGAAGCAGAAAGUAUAAAUGAGUUAGAAUUGGCACCAUCAGAAGGAUUAUUGAUUGAUUUUAAAGAAAAUGAAGAUGUUGCUCAAUAUGCAGAUGAUGAUAUAUCAAAUGAUGCAAUAGAAUCUGUGCCUCUUAACGAUCCAUCAGAAGAAAAUAUUCCAGAAGUAGUUUCAUGUGCAUCUACAGAUAGUUCAAAACUUAAGAAACAAAUGCCAAAAUUAGCACCAUUAUCACAAAAGAUUCAAAAAGUGAAAAAAUCUAAAAUAUUAAAAAAUUUGACCUCAUUUGAUUCAAUUACUGAUGAUAAAAGACUAUCAACUGAUUCACAAGAAUUGCCAUUAAAAAGGAAAAAAACUUCAAAUUCACGGAGAUGGUCCGAUGAUUCUCAUAAAGUUCUGUCUCAAUCAUUAAAAUCUAUAACAAAUUAUUCAAGGACAAUUAAGACUCGAAGACUUUCUUGCAACAUAGAGAAUUCAUUUAAUGAUCAACAAACAUCUCAGAGAAGAGAAUAUCCUGUUUCAACAACGUCUGAUCACCAGUCAUUGAAUGAUUUAAUGUCUAGUGCAUAUGAUAUUGAGACUAAAUCAAUUGAAUCUGACUCUGACUCGCCGAAAAUAUCUGUUCGACCAAUUUAUCCUUCAGAGUUAUUGUCAGGAGCAACAAAAUUAUUGUCAAUGUCCCAACAAUUGCUUGACGAAUUUGAAAGUGAGCCUGAUCAAAGCCAUAAGAUCAUAAAUUCAUCAAACUCUAAAUUAGAUUUUCAUGACUUAAGAUCACGUGACAAUACCAAAGUAUCAUCAAAACUCGAAAACUUAAGCUUUGCGCAUGAAGAUUAUGGAACAAAAUUUGAUGAAUUGAGUUUUUCGCAUGAAACUAUUCAGCUUAACGAGGAUGAUGUAAGAAUUGAGCAAAAUAAAUUAAAAUCAAAUAUAAAAUCAGGAGAGAAUUCAAUAAAAACAGCACACAAAGAUCAGCAUGUAGUAUCUCCGACUAGGAUGAUAUAUGAUGAAUCUACCCUUAAAGUAUCAAAAUCAUCCAGCAUUGAAAUUGAUAACAAUUAUCAUUCGAAGUUGCAAAAAGGUGAACAAAGAUCCUUCUCAGAGUCUUCAUCAUUGAACAAAACAGCAAAACUAAUUCCUAAGACUCUUAAAGUAACAAAAUCUGUCGAUUCCUUAACUUCUGAAUCCAUAAACUCAUCAAGCAUGCUCGACAUAUCAUCAAAAUGCCUAAAUUUAUCUGAAAAUCACUCAUUUGUCUCCAAAAGUCCAUCAAGACUCACAAAUGUUUUGUUAGAACCAAACACAUGUGACAAUUUACAAAUUAAUAGUCAGGCAGAUGCAGAAACACUUGUUUCAACACAUGUUCAACAUAAUAAUUUUGGUAACAAAUGUACAGGAAUAAUCGAUGAAUUUACCCAAAAGUGGAAAGAAGUUGAAGAUUUGAUUAAAAUGGAAAAAGAAAAAUUAAGCAAUAAGAACAAUGAAGAUGGAGAUACUAAAGUUGAAGAUAUAAAGAACACGGAUGAUACUAUUAACAUCUUGGAAGUGGAAUAUCCUCCAGAAAAUACAAUAACAAUUGACUUUGUUGGAGAUGAAAAUGAAGAAAUUGUAAGCAAAUGCUCAGAAGCUACAGACAAAAACAGCAAAGUUGUCGUUUUGAGAGUUGAAAGCAUAAGCAUGAGCCCGCAAAAAAUUGAUGAAAUAUUGAAUAAAUUUAAUGAAGUUCCAGCAAAGAUUUAUUAUGAAUCAUCAAAAAUCAAAGAUAAUUUAUUAAAACCAGAAGAAGCAACUGAUAAGGAUUCAUUGCAAACUGGCAAUGGAAAGAUAGUAGAAUUAGAAGAUUUUGACGAAGGUGUCCAAAGUACAGCCAAUUUGAGCUUACUAAAAGGUCAAAUUAAUGAAGAAAUUGAAAAAACAAUAGAAAAAGAAGUAAAAACAGUUCAAUCACUUAGAAUAGAAGAAUCAUCGACCACCUCUCAAGUUCAAGCAUUAAGUUCUCAACAAUCUGAAGAGUUUGAUAAUGUAGCUGAUGAAAAUGAUAACUUAGUCAUUGAUAUGAGCGAAGAUUAUGGUUCCAAUACACAAUCAAUAACAGAAACAUCAACAUCCCUUCAACAAAUCCCAGUAAGCGCAACAGAUUCAUCAACAUGUCCUAAACUAGAUCCACUAAUUCAUCAUAAAUCUAAAAAAGCAAAUUCAAAUUGGAUGGCGAUUCCAACAGGUCCAUCAAGCAUAAGAAUCACUAAAACAAGUCUUCCGAAUUUUAAGGAAAGUGAAAAAUUGGUGAAAAGCCGUAGAAAUUCAAUAUUAUCAUUAGAUUCACCAGGAAAUUCGAAAAAGAUUGAAAACAUUCAGAGAAGUUUCAGCUUACAAGAGCCAAUGAUCCCAAAUGAUUUGAAAUCUGAAUCAAAAUAUUCAAUUGGGAAUCGUAAAAAUUCAACUUUAAAUGAACCUCCUGUAAAAGAUAUUUUAGUAAUUUCGAAAGAUCAAGUCGAUGAACGAAACUUAGAAGAUCAAGAUAACUCCAGAAAAUCACAUACUUCUUUAAAACAUCAAAAACCUAAAAUUAAGCACGUCUCAAAAAUCCAUAAAAAAUCACCAUUGCAUUUUAAACACAAAGAUUUUGAACGAACUGUUAAAAAGAACCAAAUUAAAUCAAAAACAGGAAUUCAAUCAAAAGUUAUCGCAAGUUAUGCAUCAAUGGUGAGAAGUCUGAAAAAAAAUGGAGAUGAAAUUAAAGUCGAAGAAAAAUCUUUCAUCAAAGAACAUCCAACAAAGCUUAAAGAAUUUAUCAAAUUAUCGAAAAACUUAAUUGACGAUCCUAAUUUUUUCGAAAGUGGUGUAAAGUGCACUAGAGCAGAGCCUGUGAUGACCAGACUUAGAUCAGUUUCGUUAGACAGCAGAAAAGUUGGAAUUAAUAAUAAAAAAAAUAAUCACUUUCCAAACAGAGAGGCUGAAUGGUAUGUUGAUAGUGAUUUGGAUAGUUUGGACGAUGAUGCUGUAGUUCAGGAGAAAGCUGAAUGUCCUUCAAAGUUAAAAAUUAAUCAAAGCUCAAUUCCUUUACAAGGAUCAAGUCCUUCAACACAACCUGCAACACUUCAAAUUCAACCAUCAAUCCCAAAAUCCCCUCAAAAACCGAAUCAUUCAGUCCAAAUUAUUGACAGUUUUGGAAACAUAAUAUCAAAUUUGGAUAUUUACCGACACACGCUCACUGAAAAAAUUCCAACAGUUGGUCUUCAGAAAAAAUUUGUAUUUAGUGAUGGAUCUGAAGUGAUAAUCGAUGAUGCUGGUAAUAUUAGAAAGAACUCAGCUCCAGAUGUGACUAUUGAGAUUACGGAUAAAAAUAAAGAUCCAGAAAUUAUAGACCUGGAUGAUAUUUCGGAGGAUUUAGAAUAUCAGUCAACUAAGAAUGACACUCAAAAAGAAACAAGAGGUGCCAUUGUCCAUGAAAAUGUUAAGUUUGUUCAUCCAGAUGGAGAUUUAGACCAUUUAUUGACUGAAAAGUUAGAAAUACUUCCAAACCCAAAAUCAUCAGUUUCAAAAAGUAGAUCUGGAUCUGGAUCUGGUAUUUUAAAACCUUGUCAACGCCAAAAUCCAGAAUUUAUGCCAACACAACAAGUUUUGAUUUCGCAAAGUAAAAUUAGUUCACCUCAAAAUGUUCCUAAGUCGCAGAAUAGAGACUUAAUACCACAACCUAUUCUUGGACCAUCCACAGAUCUUCCAGAGUUAUUAAACAAAAGAAAUUCCAAAUCAAACGAGUAUUGUCAAAGAAAAGUUCGGCCAGUAGCUCAAACUGUUACAUCACAAACAGCAAACAUCUCGAUAAGUAGUUCAAAAUCUUUAGCAAAAGAGAUAUUGAUGGAGAAACUUAAAAAGAAGCUGAAGAAGAUGCAGGAAAUAAGACAAAAAUCUAAUCAAGAAUGCACAGUCCAGCAAAAUGCUCCAUUGAGCCUCCAAACUCCACAAGAUAGUUCAGAUGAUGGUGAAUAUGAAAAUUUACCUGAAUUACGAGAGAUUGACGAUUGUCUUACAAACGAUGAGUUACAAUUCAUCCUUGCUAAACGAUUUAAUAGCCAAAUAAAUCCUCAAAAAUCAAUAAGUUGUGAUGAAAUGAUAGCUAAGCUUGAGAACCUAUUAAUCAAAAUAACAGGAACAGAAAAAAAUUUGAACAGAAAUUAUAUUGACCAGCAAGAUUCUAAACCUAGUAAAACUACAGAAUAUGAAGGAACAACGACAUUAUCUGACACAUAUCCAAUUGCCGUAGGAUUCUCAAACGUUAACGAAGUAUUGAAGAAAAUUGCAGAGAAUAUGGAAGAAAAGAACAAUGGAAAAAUGCAAGAGAAAUCCCUACAAAGUGCUUCACAGCAACCUAAAAACAAAAUUGUGAUUCAUCCAACAUACAAUCUACCGAAACCUAGAAAAUAUAGAUCAAAUAAGGAAUCUAUGGUGAGAAUUUUUAGAGUUAGAGACGUGAUAAAUCCAACUGAUAAUUCUCAAAAUACUGAAGUUGAUCUACCUAAGACUAAACAGCAUAUUAUAAUCGUACCAAAAACAAAUCAACUUAAUGUUCCUCAAUUUAUAAAUAUACCCGCUCAAAGCGUGAAUAUGAAUCCAAGAUUAGUACAUCAGUCGGGACUGUCACAACAUACAAGAGCUAAUGAUCAAAAUAAAGCUAAUCCUCAAAUUGAAGGAUCAAAUCGAUACACUUUUAUAGAUCAUGAGGACGAAGUGCUGAUUAUUGAAAAUAAUCCUCCGCAAAUUCUAACUCAGCCUUCAGAAGAUUUACAUUCCGGAUUCAGUGGUCGAAAUUUACAACAACUUAAUCUUAAUCCUCAACUAUUUAGUCAAGAUCAACAGAGACAAAUUCAAAAGGAUAGUAAUAUUCUUUGGCCAAAUCAAAGCAUUCAAACUAGUGACUCAUCAAGUCAACAAUCAUUAAAAAGCCUUAAUGAUCUAUACAUCAAUACAACUACUCAAGCAACAAAAAUUGUGCCUCAGCAUAUUCAAAACAAGACUCAGAACGUUCAAAUAACUCAAUGUUCACAGAAAGUAAUGCCUCACAUGAUUUAUCAAAAUGCAGGAUCAAGUCAGAGAUAUCACAGUCAAGUGAACAUAAGUUGUGAAUCUCAAGCAAAAGAUAACAUAAAUCAAGUAAAGUCAAGUCUGAAUCCAAUGAAUGAAAUCAUGAAUCAAGGAACUAAAAGAGUCAAUAUUUUUCCACAAACACAUUCAUUAAACCAGAGUUUUCAUCAAGAAUUUCAAUCUCAGUCAUAUUUUAUUCAGGAGACCAAAAGCAUUGAAAACGUAACUUCAAAAUCCAGUAAUGACAAAUGUCCAGGCCUCAAAGUUCUUUCAAGUGAGUCUCUUAAUAGAAAAUUCGACAUGAUGAAUACAGAUCAGCAUCAAAGCAUACCUCAACCAAGUGCCAAUAUGCAUAAUGUUAAUGCUACAUGCUCAUACACCAAAGAAACUCCAGGACAGACAAACAAAAUUCAAGUUAAUUCAAACAAAAUUCCUCAACCACUUCAACCUCCAGACAGUAUGUGCUUCAGCCAAUCAUUAAAAGCAAUUGCUGAAAAAGUUCAAAGUAAAGAUAUCCUUAAUCUUGCAUCUUUGAUUGGUGAUCAAGCAGAGGAUGUAAUAGUUCUCGAUGAAAGCUUAGAAGAUGAACAAAGUGAAGCUGUUAAUGUUAACAAUAAUGCAACGAUUCCUCGAUUAAUACCCUUACAUGAUGUUAUGCCAGCUCAGAUGGAACCGGAAAGAAGCUCUCAUCAGAAGCUAUCUAAAGUUGAGUCACAGAAAGUCAAUAAAGUUCAUAAACAAUUCCACCAAGAGAGGAUUCAUCGACCAGUCCCAUCACAAGCUAUUCUGCCAAAAAGUAAAGAAAAAUUCAGCGAUGACUCUUUAUUAAAUGAGCGAAGAUCACUUGAAGCUGCUCCUUUUGUUAAUGUUGAUCUAUCUGAUAUUUUAAAUGAUGCAGCUCAAGUGAAAAAAGAACCAGUUUCUGUAAAGAAAAAGCGUGGAAGACCACCCAAAAAUGGAAUUCGAGCAAACCAACAUUUCAAAAAAGUAAAGACGAUGAAAAGAAAAAGAGGAAGGAAAUUAGGUUUUAGAUUCGUAAAAGAUAAUCUUUCAAAGGUUAUUGACAAAAAACAUUUGCAAGACAUAAGUUUGACGGAUCAAUCGAUUAGUGCACAUAAAAUGAAUAAGCAAAGCAAAACCAAGUUCAAAUAUAGAGGACAUGAUAACAAAUUAAAUCAUGCUGAGGACCUUUCAUCUUUUAGCUCAUCUUUGCAACCAAUAAUCAGCGAAAAUGUGAAAAAUGAAACAGAAUUUCAUGUUGACUGCAAUCAGCAAGAAGAAAAAAUAUCAAAAAGCCUUUCAAGCAAUGAUUCAACUGUACUUGCUAAGGUCGUUCAAAUUAAAGAGCUAGACAGCAUAAGCAGAGCUGGUUCUCUUGCUGAGACUGAACAUCUUACAGACACUGAUCAAGAAGACGUUUACAAUCAUGAAGAAGUUAUUCGUGUGAUUAAUUCAACAGUUUGUAAAGCAUCAACGUUUGUUCAACAGACAUUCGAUCAAUCAAAGAAAGAACAGCUUUUGGAAACAAGCCAUGAACAUAUCGGAAUCAAGUUUAAAGAAAAUGAACAGAUUGGCAAGCCUGAUUUAGAUGAAUAUUCAAAAACAGAUGGCUAUGCAGGAAAUGAUAUGUUAAAAGUUCCUAUUACUGUCCAUAAACCAAACAAGUCUGAUUCUAUCACAAGAUCAUGCGAACUGUUUGGCAUCGAAGAUCAAAAUGAAGAAGCCGAUCGAUUCCCAACCGUAUGCCAAUCGGAAUAUCCGUUUGAUGAUUUUGAUCAGAACAACUUAUCAGACAACGAAGAUAUAACACCAUUCUAUCCAAAAUUUCCUGAAGUUAGUGUAGCUCUCGAGAGACUAACAGAUGAAGAGAUUGCAUUGGCCAUGAGCAGUAUCAAAAGAUUAGAAUCGUCAUCAAUUUACCGAAAUUUUGCCAACACUUAUUCAAAAAUUCUUGACUCCAAAGGAAUUUCUGAAGGACGUUCUCAAGAUGGAAUUAAAUUUAGAAAACGGACGGCAAGUAUUGAUGAAGAACUUUUAAUCCCAAAAAGAUCACAAAUUGCAACAAAAUCAACAUUCUCAUCAACUGCAGUCAAAACAACGACCAACAUUGAAAAUUGCUUACAAAAUAAAAGAAAAAAUGAAUCAAGUUCUGAAGAUUCUGACAGCAGUAGCAGUCAGUACAUCAAAAGACAUCGCAUUGAACCUAAUCAUUAUUUUGAAGACUUAGACUAUUCGCCACCUGGAACAUCAAAUAAGAAGCCAGAACUUCGAAAUACUCACCAAAUUGUCAGACCAUCUGAUUUAGAUAAAUUUUGUAAUCGAGAUUCUGAUGAUGAUGAUGAUGAUGAGGAAGAAGAUGAAGAAAUGGACAACUAUGGAAGUAGCGAAUAUGGAACAAGAAUCCCGACUGUCUCUCGAAUGUCACAGCGACAAUACAAAAAUUAUUUAUCGACAAUCAGAACUAAUGAGAAUGCUGAAAGUUCAACUCAAAUGUAUAUUGAAGUUUCAGAUGAAGAAACAGAAGUUGAUACUUAUUCAUUGUCGGACGAUGAAAAGAUACUAAAAAUGCCAAUUGUGAACAAAACCAAUUUAAUACCAAAGGAGAAAUCGAUUCUGUUAAAGAAAGGCAAAAAGGAUGAAUCUAGGAAAGUUUCAUUUUACAAUUCUGUUUUUGUGAGGACUUUCCUGUCUGAGGAUGAAUGAAGGAAAAGAACUAAAGUUUGAGAUUAUAACAAUUAAGAUAAUCAUCGAUUAGCAUAACCUCAAUUUGGCUGGCCAAAUUUUUCAAACAAAUUCAUCAUUUUUAAAUUAAACUUCUAAAGCAAAACGGAAUGAAUUCAAUUUGUAUGAGAUUUUUCAGGUUUUAAACCUUUUUAAACUGUAAAUAUUUUUGUAUAAAAAACCAAAACAAUUUGUGCUAAAAUAUCAAUUUGUUGAUGUAAACUUUUAGUAAUGAAAAGCAAUAAUUUUAAUCUAUUAAGUUUAUGGUUUAAAAAAAUAAAUUUAAGAAAAUUUUAAAAUAUUUAAACUUUAACUUUUAAACUUUAAAAAGUCUAAGAUUCAUCUUUUUAAAGUUCAACGUUUUUAAAAUAUAAGAGAUAAAAUUCAUCACGGAAAAUUAGAAAUUAAAAUUUACAUUUUAAAAAUUUAUAGAUAUUUAAGAAACAAUGACGAGUAAAUUGAGUGAGAUUUUAAUGAAUAAAUGAAAUUUUAUGUCCCAUUAAUUCUUUAAAAAACCAAAUUAAUGUGAUUAAAAAAUUAUAAAUUUUGUUUCAUUUAUAAUUUUUUAAAAGUCUUUUAAUUCACUAAUGAUACUGUAAAAUGGAACUAAAGAAGAAAUUUAUUUUUAUAUUUCAGUAAUAAGCAUAACGUUUAAAUGUUAAAAACAAAUAAAUUGUAAAUACUAG